ACCGCUUCUCUCAUUCUUUCUUUGUCUAUGUGUGUGUGAUUGACGAACGAAGAAGAAGAAGAAUAUAUUUUUCUCUCUAUAUGGGUCUUUAUCAGUUACCGGUAGGUGGCUGUAGAGGAGAGAUCCUUUGGUUAGUUCCUAUCCUUAUUAGAGCUACCCAAUAUUCGCGCCUCCUUUUUUCCCGCCCAAAGCUUGUCCACCAAUUUAGCUCCUUCCGACAGUGAGAGACAACGAGAGCUUAUGAUGUUGAACAUAUUUUUCUUACAAAGGUUUAUGAUAACAAUAUUUUGUCAUUAGGGUUUUAUUUUGUUUUGUUCCCCUCUCUCUCUCUCUCUCUCUCUCUCUCUCUCUCUCUCUCUCUCUCUCUCUCUCUCUCUCCUGCUUUCCCUUCUUAUAUAACCCUGCUUGUUUUCCUUUCUUCACCUCCGCUUUUUUCCUUCCUUUCUACUCUCUUCCUAGGGAUUUGAUCCGACAACUAGACAGAAACAGUUUGUGUGGGAGGACAAAAAGCAAUCGGGUACAAUUCCGGAGGAAACUUGCCUAUAAUUGCUUGUCUUUUUUUUUUUUUUUUCUUGUUUGAUAUAGGAGCUUUCAUUGCUGUAGCUGGACGGAGCAGAGCUGCAUCCAGAUUAGUGUAUCAUUCUAUUUUGGUGUACAAGAGGGGUUUGCUUCUUCAAUUCAAGAAAGAUUCAAUGAACCCAGAUCUAUGGGUUACAAGGUAUAGGGAUCUUGGAUGCUUCAUCUACGAUUGCUUUAGUAAGAAAAGAUGUUCAAAUGAAGUGGAAUGAGGCUGUUUGCACCUAUUUUGUUGAGAAGGAUGAUUUCGCCUCUUAUAAGAUUGAUACAUGAAACUAUAAGAUCCUAAAUUCCUACUGUAUUAGUUGAAUGGAAUACAGGACUCAACUCAUCAACAACCUGAGAACAUGCACUCUUUUUCACAUGUUCCUCCUGGUUUUCGGUUCCAUCCCACCGAGGAAGAACUAGUUGAUUACUACCUUAGGAAAAAGGUAAAUUCAAGAAGCAUUGACCCAGAUGUCAUUAAAGAUGUUGACCUCUACAAAAUCGAGCCGUGGGAUCUUCAAGAAAUAUGCCAAAUAGGGACAGAAGAUCAAAAUGAAUGGUACUUUUUUAGCCAUAAAGACAAGAAGUAUCCAACUGGAACUCGCACCAAUAGAGCCACUGCAGCUGGAUUUUGGAAGGCAACAGGUAGAGACAAAGCAAUCUAUUCCAAGCAUGACUUGAUUGGAAUGAGGAAGACCUUAGUCUUUUACAAAGGUCGAGCUCCAAAUGGACAGAAAUCAGACUGGAUUAUGCAUGAGUAUCGCCUUGAAACUGAUGAAUAUGGUACUACACAGGCAAAAGGCUGGGUUGUGUGCAGGGCCUUCAAGAAGAGAAUAGCAGCUAUGCGGAAAGUGAACGAGCAUGAAUCAAGCAGUUGGUAUGAGGAUCAGGUUUCUUUCAUGCAUGAGGAGGAUUCGCCCAAGCAAAACUCACAGCCUGAUUUGAACUAUCACCUCUCUUACUGGGGCAAGAAAGACUCGGAAUUGCAGUUUCAUCGAGUUCUCAGCAGCCAUGAGCACUUCCUCCAGUUCCCACUUCUACAAAGCCCUAAACUGCUGCAAGCAGCUGCCAUUGUGAGUGGACUAGACAUAAACCAGGCAAGCACACAAGAAGAUCAAACACGUGACCAAAUCUUGCAUUCUCUCUAUGUUCACCAAAAUAAUAAUGGGAAAGGAGUUGAUCAAGUGACCGAUUGGAGAGUUCUAGACAAGUUCGUUGCUUCUCAACUAAGCCAAGAGGACGUGCCUAAGCAAAAUAAUAACUACUCAAAUGCAACCAACAACGUCUUCCACUCGUCAGACCAGGCAAAUAUGCUUGCUAGACACCUGAACAAGCAAAAAUGAUUCAACGUCGACCUCCUGUUGUCAAAUUGAAUUAUGGAAGUGAAACGUAUAUCCUUCCUAAUAAAAUUAUAUGCACCAUUACGUAUAUACACUUAUCGUACAAUGAUAAGUUAAGGGAAAGGGUGUACAUAACAAAAAUUAAAAAAAAAACAAUAUAACUUAAUAAGAUUGUUAAUUAGUACGACCAAAUUAGCUAGUGGUGAUCAAUCGUGAGUUUUUGAGAAAAAAAAAAAAAAGUCGUGAAUUCAUGUGUAUCAUUAGGUGGACUGUGAAAUGGAGUGACAGCAUUCAUGUUUGCGUGUAAAUUAAGGCAUUUAAUUAAUGUAGCCAUGGUCUAGCAGCCUCAUAUGCUGUCUAUGAAAUUAAUUGUCCGUCUUGUC
Messenger RNA from Hevea brasiliensis (rubber tree), 2284 nucleotides. Its product is annotated as NAC domain-containing protein 7. Gene Ontology annotation, biological process: regulation of DNA-templated transcription. Bases 924 to 1904 code for a protein of 326 amino acids. The record is from RefSeq and is a predicted model, not a curated record. Gene Ontology annotation, molecular function: DNA binding. The transcript is spliced from 4 exons. NCBI's taxonomy places the organism in Eukaryota, Viridiplantae, Streptophyta, Magnoliopsida, Malpighiales, Euphorbiaceae.